AUGAGUGAUACGGAUUACGAUUCAGAUGUACCAUCAACAAGCACUGGUGCAGCAAGAGGCAACAAAUUACCCGCGCUGCAAAUUAAAAAUAUGUGGGCCAGCUAUAAGGUUCGCGACAAGUUGCGUACGGUUGAGCAGUGCAUCGCAUUUUCCGAGCAAAACGGCUUGAUGCUGCGGACGAAACUAUGUACAACCCACAGAACCCCUAUGGCGAUAUAUGGCAUGGGGAGCGCCGAUUUAGGCAGCUUUCGUUGCCGGAAGGGCCCAUGCCGAACCAAGUCGAGCGUAUCGAGAGCCAAGGGAACUUGGUUCGAGAACGCCAAAAUAUCACUGCCCCAUAUAUUUUAUAUGAUGCAUUGCUAUUCGGGGCACUAUACGCAAUCCCAAGUUAAACUUGAAAACUAUGUCGAGGGCCCCUGCUUGUCAAGCAGGAAAAUAACCGACUGGUAUAACUACUGUUGGGAGGAAGUGGUUUAUUACCAACUCGAAAAGGAGGAGCAUGGCGCAAAAAUUGGAGGGCCCGGGAAAAUAGUUCAAAUUGACGGAAGUAAAUUUGGAAAGAGAAAGUUCAACAAAGGGAGGAGGGUCGAGGGUCACUGGGUCCUCGGAAUGAUAGAGGACGGGAGCGAGGACAUCAGGCUCGAAGAGUGUCCGGAUAAUGUGCGAUCGACGGAGGUGCUAAUACCCCUAAUCCAGAAGCACGUUGCUGAAAGCACUACCAUUCGUACGGACUUCUGGAAGGCGUACGAUUGCUUACCGAGUUAUGGGUAUGAGUACCAAAAGGUGAAUCACAGCGACCCAGACAACCCUUUUGUGGCGCCAGAUGGGACUCAUACCCAGCGUAUCGAGUCACAGUGGCGAGUGGUAAAGCGGGUUUUCCAAAAAGAUAACUACAACAACACGGCCAAUUUCGCAGACAUUAUCGUAGAAUUUUUGUGGAGAAAGUCCAUUGAAAAUAAUCGGCAAGAUCCCUUCGAGAAACUCAUCGAAGCGGUUAAACACACAUAUAAGCCAUGA
This is a messenger RNA of Rhagoletis pomonella (apple maggot), 1017 nucleotides long. RefSeq lists its product as uncharacterized. The record is from RefSeq and is a predicted model, not a curated record. NCBI's taxonomy places the organism in Eukaryota, Metazoa, Arthropoda, Insecta, Diptera, Tephritidae. Bases 1 to 1017 code for a protein of 338 amino acids. The transcript has 3 exons.